GAUAGCGUGCUCGAGAGCAAAGUGGUGCAGUCCGUCGUGGCUCCGAGCGAGGAGCAGCCGUUCCGACACGUCGGCGUCAAGUGGCGGCUGCACAACAACGCGCGCGACUUUGUGUGCGUGGAAGCCACAGGCUUCGCCACGAGCAGCAAGGGUGAGCAGGUCGGCUUCAGCAUCUCGCACUCGGUGGCGUUCUCGCAGAUCCCGAGCUUCGACAAGUUCGGCGUCGAGCGCGCCAACAUGUCGCUGUGCUGCCUGUUCCACCAGAAGACACCCGAGCUCGUCGAGUGCUACGCGCGCGGCUUCUACGACUUCCGCAGCGACAGCAACGAGCUCAUGAACAGUCUGUCGGUCAACGCGGUGGCCACGCAAUGGCUCAGCGUCUCCAGGAUCAUUGAAUGCGCAGAGAUGAAGAAGCUCGUGUGGCGUUUGCGCAAGAACUCGGGCCUCCCUCAACGGACCGAUGACCAUCGAGCCGCCUCUUUCCGAGUCAUCUUCGAGCACGGGAACCCGCUUCAUCGCGCUGCUGCCACAUACUGGUUCAAAGAAGGCGACACCACGACGAGCUCGGCCACGAUGAUGUAUCUCGUCAACCAGGACGCCCCAGCACGCCCCGCCAGCAGCGAUGACUUUGCCUGCAUGUCUUCGACUCAAAACAGCGAGCAAAUUGAGCCGAUCUCUUCUCCCACAAAGUCGACCUGCUCAAAAAGCCUUGCGUCCACGUCCACUGCGUAG
Messenger RNA from Phytophthora sojae, 732 nucleotides. RefSeq lists its product as hypothetical. The transcript is spliced from 2 exons. The record is from RefSeq and is a predicted model, not a curated record. The annotation marks the transcript as partial. Lineage: Eukaryota; Oomycota; Peronosporomycetes; Peronosporales; Peronosporaceae.